This is a messenger RNA of Triticum aestivum (bread wheat), 1396 nucleotides long. RefSeq names its product transcription factor MYBS3. Gene Ontology annotation, molecular function: DNA binding. Lineage: Eukaryota; Viridiplantae; Streptophyta; Magnoliopsida; Poales; Poaceae. The record is from RefSeq and is a predicted model, not a curated record. Gene Ontology annotation, biological process: response to gibberellin; response to ethylene. Bases 11 to 910 code for a protein of 299 amino acids. The transcript is spliced from 6 exons.
UAAAUUGCCAAUGUGUCUCUAUUCGUCCCCUCCGACAUCUCCCAAUAAAACGCCACCGCCCCACUCGUCGGAGCCGGCCGCCGGGAUGCCUCAAGAUUCGCGCCCGCCAGGGAUGCGCCUCUUCGGCGUCACCAUUGCGCCGGCGCCGGCGCCGCAGUUGGAUCCCCCGGACGGUGACCGGGAUCCGAGCCCCAACCCACCGGUGGCGGUGAGGGAGGACGUGAUGCGCAAGUGCAAGAGCAUGGGCAACCUGGCCACCCUCGCCUCAGCCUGCCCCUCCGGGGACGCUGGAGGCGCGGGCGACGGGUACCUCUCCGACGGCGGCCUUCUGCAGUCGUCCGGCAAGCGGCGGAGGGCGCAGGAGAGAAAGAAAGCUGUCCCUUGGACUGAAGAAGAGCAUAGGACAUUUCUUGCUGGUCUCGAAAAGCUGGGGAAGGGAGACUGGAGGGGUAUAGCAAAAAAUUUCGUUACUACCAGGACACCAACUCAAGUGGCCAGUCAUGCUCAGAAAUAUUUUCUCAGACAAACUAAUCCAAACAAGAAGAAGCGCAGGUCUAGCCUUUUCGAUAUGAUGGCAAGCGAUUUGUCACCAGCACCAAAUUGCCCCAUCUUACCACCAACAAUGGCAAAAUUUCAUGAUAUGGUAACAAUGACUAAUCAACUCCAGAACAGCAGCUUGGAAGGAGUAUCAUCUUCGAAUGCAGCUAAUCUAGCAAAACAAGUUACAAGAGAUCUUCCUCCCCCAGUUCCAUCUUUUACGGCAACAAAUGUGGAUGCAAGUCUCAGCAAAAUGAACCACAUGUCUUUUGCGAUGAUUUGGAUGGUCUCUUGUUGGAGAGUCUUGGAGCAUCAUAUAGGAUUGCUUCUCGCGGGUACCCUCGCUGUUCAGACCAAUUCCAAUAGUCCCUGAAGGGACACCUCCCGCGACUGCCAACACAAGUACCCUGACAUUUGAAGCUAACCUGACUUCCUGUACUAGCGCAUUCCUGAUCCCGCAAAGCGGUCCUUCACCAUUGCCUCCUGCGACGACUGCGAAGACAGAUCAUCCAGCAGAGAACAAGGAUCUGGAGCUGACGGUUGGCCUGCCGUCCCAACAAAACAUGCCGUCCCAACAAAACAUGACCAACAACAUUUCUUCCCGGAAUGCGGUAGGCGUGAUCCAAGUCGUUUAAGCUAAUAAUUAUUCUUUUGGGAGUCGCAUUGUUGUUAUAGACAGUUGACAGAAUAAACACUAGCAUUUUAUUAGAGAUAUUACAUGAAUAAAAGCAGGAAUGAAAGACCAAUCGUCGUCUGUAACUCGGUCUGUAAGCUUUCUGAUGUGUUGUGCUCCGUCCUAGCCAUCUGAGUUGUUGCCAGCAUGUUGAUGUGCACAGUAUUUUAGCAACUGGCAUGAUCA